UGGUCCAGUGUUUCUGUUGUAUUUUACUGUUCCUUCUCCUUUUUGCAGGAAAGGCUGAGAUAUGUGCUGGGCCUGCUGUUGUUGCUACACAGCACAGACUCGUUCUAUGUACCUGGGGUGGCUCCCAUCAACUUCCACCGCAAUGAUCCUGUAGAAAUAAAGGCUGUGAAGCUGACGAGCUCUCGGACCCAGCUGCCAUAUGAGUACUACUCACUGCCCUUCUGCCAGCCCAGCAAGAUCACGUACAAGGCUGAGAACCUCGGUGAGGUUCUUCGAGGGGACCGAAUUGUAAAUACACCUUUCCAGGUUUCCAUGAAUGUGGAGAAGAAAUGUGAAGUUCUGUGCAACUUUCCCAACAAGCCAGUCACUCUGACAGUGGAGCAGAGCAAGCUCAUCGCUGAGCGCAUCAGGGAGGAUUACUACGUCCACCUCAUUGCUGAUAACCUCCCUGUGGCAACACGGCUGGAGUUUUAUUCCAAUCGUGAGGAAGAGGAGAAGAAGAAGGAGAAGGAUGUGCAGUUUGAGCAUGGAUAUAGGCUUGGCUUUAUGGACGGUAACAAGUUCUACCUGCACAACCACCUCUCCUUCAUCCUUUACUACCACAGAGAGGAUGUGGAAGAGAGCCAGGAGCACACCUACAGGGUGGUGCGCUUUGAGGUGAUUCCCCAAAGCAUUAAACUAGAAGACUUGAAGGCUGAUGAGAAAAGCAUGUGCACCCUGCCUGAAGCCACGGGCUCUGCCCCUCAGGAAAUAGAUCCUACUAAAGAGAACCAGUUACUCUUCACCUACUCUGUGCACUGGGAGGAAAGUGACAUUAAGUGGGCUUCCCGCUGGGACACCUACCUGACCAUGAGUGACGUGCAGAUCCACUGGUUUUCUAUCAUUAACUCGGUUGUGGUUGUCUUUUUCCUUUCAGGGAUUCUCAGCAUGAUCAUCAUCCGGACUCUGCGGAAGGACAUUGCCAACUACAACAAAGAAGAUGACAUUGAAGAUACCAUGGAGGAAUCUGGUUGGAAACUUGUGCAUGGAGAUGUCUUCAGGCCUCCACAGUACCCUAUGAUCCUCAGCUCUCUCCUGGGUUCUGGAAUUCAGCUCUUCUGUAUGAUCCUGAUUGUCAUCUUUGUUGCUAUGCUGGGGAUGCUGUCGCCUUCGAGCCGGGGUGCGCUGAUGACAACUGCCUGCUUCCUCUUCAUGUUCAUGGGGGUUUUUGGUGGAUUCUUUGCUGGCCGCUUAUACCGGACUCUGAAAGGCCAUCGAUGGAAGAAGGGAGCUUUUUGUACAGCAACAUUGUACCCAGGCGUUGUCUUCGGCAUCUGCUUUGUCCUCAACUGCUUCAUCUGGGGGAAACACUCCUCUGGUGCGGUGCCUUUCCCUACCAUGGUGGCCUUGCUCUGCAUGUGGUUUGGGAUCUCCUUGCCCUUGGUCUACCUGGGUUACUACUUUGGAUUUCGCAAGCAGCCCUAUGACAAUCCUGUACGGACAAAUCAGAUUCCCAGGCAGAUCCCGGAGCAGAGGUGGUAUAUGAACAAAUUUGUGGGGAUCCUCAUGGCUGGUAUUCUGCCUUUUGGAGCCAUGUUCAUCGAACUGUUCUUCAUUUUUAGUGCAAUCUGGGAGAACCAGUUCUAUUACCUUUUUGGCUUCCUCUUCCUGGUGUUUAUAAUUCUGGUGGUAUCCUGCUCCCAGAUCAGCAUUGUCAUGGUGUAUUUCCAGCUCUGUGCUGAGGAUUACCGCUGGUGGUGGAGGACCUUCCUGGUGUCUGGAGGAUCUGCCUUCUACGUACUGAUCUAUGCUGUCUUCUACUUUGUGAACAAGCUGGAUAUUGUUGAGUUCAUUCCCUCCUUACUGUACUUUGGCUACACUGCCCUCAUGGUCCUGUCCUUCUGGCUCUUGACGGGCACCAUUGGUUUCUACGCAGCCUACAUGUUUGUGCGGAAGAUUUACGCUGCUGUGAAAAUCGACUGAAGCUGGAAUCCCCCCAGCAGGAAUCAGACACCUCUGAACAUGUGUCCUCCCGGGAGGGACAGGGACAUCUUCUCCCAGCUCUUUUUAAGGAAACAAAAAUCCAGUGGGAGAGUCACAAGAGAAAUAAUUAACUCCUCGAUUUGGAAUGUAACUUUGGCACAGUGUACAUGGAUUCUGGGCUACUUCUGUGGGGAAAAGGGGUCUGUAGAUACCUUACAUUUUAACUUUAUUAUCCUGUUCCAUAAUUGAGGGAGUUUUUUAGCAGAGAAAUAUCCCU
Cyanistes caeruleus (blue tit) is the source of this 2239-nucleotide messenger RNA. The record is from RefSeq and is a predicted model, not a curated record. NCBI's taxonomy places the organism in Eukaryota, Metazoa, Chordata, Aves, Passeriformes, Paridae.